AUGAAAUCUGCUCUGCUCCAUCCCAACAAUCUCCACUAUCGCCGUCGAGUCGUUCCGGUCCUCGUUUGCUCCAUUGCCGUCGUGAUCAUUGCCCUCAUCCUGGCCCCUCGCCAUUCGUCUUCCAUCUUGCCUCGUCUAACGGCCCUGACCUCUCAAUUCCACUCGCCUAUUCCUAUUAGCUUCAUAUCCGGCCUUGGCAAUCGGUCUCUCACAGGCACGUCGCCUCACACGACCACCGAAGAGAAGAAUAUUGACAACAAGCACAUAAACACUACCGCCACCAUGGCCUACGAGAAAGAACUCAAAGUCGCCCAGUUGGCCGUUGCCCGGGCGGCCAUCCUCACCAAGGCCGUCUUCCACGAAAAGGCCAAAGGCACAGUCUCCAAAGACGACAAAUCGCCCGUGACCAUUGGAGAUUUUGGUGCUCAGGCCCUCAUCAUCGCCGCCGUCAAGCACAACUUCCCCUCAGAUGAGGUCGUAGGCGAGGAAGAAGCCUCUUCGUUGCGCGAGCAAAAGGAACUCUCCUCCAAAAUCUGGAGUCUGGUCAAGGAUGCCAAGCUGAGCAACCCCGAGAGCGAUGCCCUGCUCGGCGGCCCCCUCACGACUGAAGACGAAAUGCUCAGCGCCAUCGACCAAGGCAACAGCGCUGGCGGCAACAAAGGCCGCAUCUGGGCAUUGGACCCCAUCGACGGCACCAAGGGCUUCCUUCGCGGCGGGCAAUAUGCCGUAUGUCUCGCUCUCAUCGUCGACGGCGACGUGAAAGUAGGCGUGCUAGGCUGCCCAAACCUACCUGUCGACGAUACCGCGCCCCUGACCGAGGACAUCGGUUCCGCUGCCACGGACACCGAGGGCAAAGGCGUGCUCUUUUCCGCGGUACAAGGCGAGGGCGCAACCUCGCAGCCUUUGACCCGCGGCGCCGUGACGAGCGGUCAACCCAUCAGCGUCAGCAAGAUCUCCAAGGUCAGCGAGGCCGUGAUGUGCGAGAGCGUCGAGCCCGGUCACAGCUCCAAGGGUGACAACGCCCUCAUCGCCGAGAAACUCGGCAUCACAGGCAAACCGGUCCAGAUGGAUAGCCAGGCAAAAUACGGCUCCGUGGCCCGCGGUGCAGGAGACUUGUACCUCCGCCUGCCCGUGCGCAAGGACUACAUCGAGAAGAUCUGGGACCAUGCCGCGGGAGACCUCAUUGUGCGAGAGGCCGGCGGCCAAGUUACAGACGUCAAUGGCAAGAGGCUCAACUUCUCCCUGGGACGUACGCUCGUCGAGAACAAAGGUGUCGUUGCUACGCCUGCCAAUGUUCAUGCCGAGGUCCUCAAGGCUGUCCAGGAAGUUUUGAGCGCCAAAUAG
Rhinocladiella mackenziei CBS 650.93 is the source of this 1344-nucleotide messenger RNA. RefSeq names its product 3'(2'),5'-bisphosphate nucleotidase. Gene Ontology annotation, molecular function: 3'(2'),5'-bisphosphate nucleotidase activity. The transcript has a single exon. The record is from RefSeq and is a predicted model, not a curated record. Lineage: Eukaryota; Fungi; Ascomycota; Eurotiomycetes; Chaetothyriales; Herpotrichiellaceae. Gene Ontology annotation, biological process: sulfate assimilation; phosphatidylinositol phosphate biosynthetic process. The coding region runs from base 1 to 1344 and encodes 447 amino acids.